Molecule: messenger RNA, 12884 nt
Organism: Mercenaria mercenaria
Lineage: Eukaryota; Metazoa; Mollusca; Bivalvia; Venerida; Veneridae
Product: CUGBP Elav-like family member 1
Exons: 18
Coding region: 977-2914 (645 amino acids)
Biological process (GO): regulation of alternative mRNA splicing, via spliceosome; mRNA splice site recognition
Cellular component (GO): cytoplasm; ribonucleoprotein complex; nucleus
Molecular function (GO): mRNA 3'-UTR binding
Source: RefSeq, a predicted model, not a curated record
UAAUACAGAGGGAAAGGGUAACAGUAGUGUGAUUAUAUGAAUUAUGUAAAUAAUUGUGUGUAAAUAAAUCAUUAAUUUAGAAACGUUUACAAAUGGAUCGUUGAUUGAGAGUAAAGGGUAAUUUGAGGUAUUUUUAUGCUACACCUAACUUAUUAGAUUUCACAAUGCUUUCAUUUCAAUAAACUUUGCUGGUAUGAAAAUGGUUUUAUAAAGAAAGCAUGCAUCUUUAUUUAUGUAUUUUAUAGUUCAUUGUAAGCAAUUAUAAGGUAGUAGAAAACAUGUAAGUGCUUUGACAUCAGAUUCAUAUAGCAAUGCAUAGAAUAUAACUGCAAAAAACCACUGGAGAGAAAAUAUUCUAUUUCUAAAGAUUUCAAAAGAGAUAGUUAUCAGCGUAAUGUGAUAUUUUAAAUGUUUUAUAUGCUAUGUUUAAAGAUUUAUGCAUUGAAAUGGACUGAAUAUUUCAUUUGAACUUUUAACAUUCACAAAAAGAAGAUUGUUUAAUAUGCUAACCUUUACCUGAUAAGCAUUGUUACGAGUGUUGAGAAGUAAAUGUAUAUUGCUAGUUUAGGAGUUACCAACCUAAUUAUGCUGACAGUUAUUGCACACCUGUCAAUCGAAACUAGGCACCAAAAAAAAAAAAAAAAAAAAAAUCAAAAAAUCAUGCAGUUUGAAAUGUUUUACAGGAAGUUCCUACUGUGAUAUUCACAGAUUAGGAAAAUGAUAAAAGUUGACAUGUUGACUUGAAAAACAGUACAGUGAAUCGUUUUUUGUUGUUUUUUGUUUUUGUGACUGUACAUUUAUGGUGCAAUUGUGAGAAACAUAGGAAUGAUACAGUCAAAAGGAAUAUGAUGUAAGAAGCUACCUCGACUAACCAUCCCUUAUGUAGAACUAGCACCAAGCAUACGACUAACCUCACAACUUGUUCAAGUACCUGUAUAUACGUGUUCAACAUAGCCAUCCCAUUCUUCCCUUAACCAUGCAUUCCCCACAGUCUCCAUUAGAAAACGGUCGGCGGGAGCCCGAUUCCGAUGCUAUCAAAAUGUUCGUUGGGCAGGUCCCAAGGUCCAUGGAUGAAAAUGAUCUCACAAAAAUGUUUGAACAGUAUGGUCCAGUAUAUCAGUUAAAUGUCCUUCGUGACAAAGUGUCUGGGCAAAGCAAAGGGUGCUGUUUUGUUACAUUUUACACAAGAAAAUCUGCAUUAGAUGCACAGAAUGCCUUACACAAUAUAAAAACUAUGCCUGGGAUGCAUCAUCCUGUACAGAUGAAGCCAGCAGAUAGUGAAAAAAGAAAUGGUGAGCAGAACACUGAAGAAAGAAAGUUAUUUAUAGGAAUGUUAUCGAAAAAGUUUAGCGAGACAGAAGUUAAAAUGAUGUUUGCUCCAUUUGGUAAUAUAGAAGACUGUACGGUAUUACGAGAUCAAAAUGGUCAAAGUAGAGGUUGUGCUUUCAUCACAUUUUCAAGUCGACAAUCAGCUCAAAACUGUAUCAAAAACAUGCAUCACUCACAGACAAUGGAGGGAUGUAGUUCACCAUUAGUAGUAAAAUUUGCUGACACACAGAAAGAAAAAGAACAGAAAAAGUUACAGCAAAUGAAUGCUAAUUUACUGGCCUCAUUUGGAGGAGGGACAGGAGGUGGAGGCUUGAAUCUAGGGCCACAGUAUUUAGCGUUAUUACAACAGGCAAUGACGACUGGAAAUUUAGGCAUGUUUGCAAAUGUCGGGAAUUUAGGUUUAAAUGCUAUGAAUAUUCAACAAUUACUGGCGAUAUUAGCUGCAGCCAGCAACAAUCCAGGCCUUCUGGCGGCGUUAGCUGCCCUUGCCGGCGGGAAUUCAAGUGGCAAUAAUAACUCGUCAACAUCGAAUUGCUCGAGUGCCAGCAAUAAUGCGGCAGGUGACGCCACCGGCAACAUGCAUCUUCAGAAUCUGCAAGGUCUGGCGGCCCUCGCAAAUGCGGCUAAUAGUCCAGGAGGCUUCCAACAGGGCAAUAACAUGCAGGGCAACGGUAUGACAGGAAACAGUAUGCCGGGCGCCAGCAAUAUGCCUGGAGGAAACAAUAUGGCGGGAAACAGCAUGCCUGGCAACAUGGCUCAGACCCUGGCCAACCUGAUGCAGAAUAUGGGAAACUUUAGUAGUGUGUUUGGAAAUAUGGGGAAUAUGCCUCAAAAUAUGGGCAAUGGCCCCCAGGGGAAUAUGCCGGGAAAUAUGGGGAAUAUGUUGGGAAAUAUGGGGAAUAAUAUGGGUGGAAAUGGUAUGGGAAAUAACAUGGGGAAUAUGGGAAGAAAUAUGGGUGGAAUGAAUGGAAAUCAGCAAAUGCCAACGAUGUCAGUAGGCGGGGCUUCCAACAGUCAGAACAAAUCAGCUUCACUCUCUGGUUCCUUGUCAACAUCCAACAGUUCAUUAAGCGGCUUUGCGGGUUUACAAAAUCUUGGCAAUAACAAUAUGGCUGCCACGAGCAUGUCACCAGGCGUCACCAACGGCACAUCUGGAAUGGACGCUUUAAGUCAAGCCUAUACUGGAAUCCAGCAGUACGCAGGUUUGUCAGGUUUGCUCAGUCCCGCUACAGCAUCAUUCCCGAACGCAUUCAGCUCACAAGCAGCACAGCAAUUACAGGCAGUAAAUACACCUGCUGGAAAACAGACUGAAGGUCCUGAGGGAGCCAAUUUGUUCAUCUACCAUUUGCCACAAGAGUUCAGUGACCAGGACCUCAUGCAGACAUUCAUGCCAUUUGGAAAUGUGAUAUCAGCCAAAGUCUUCAUUGAUAAACAGACUAAUCUUAGUAAAUGUUUUGGUUUUGUUAGUUAUGACAACCCGGUUUCCGCCCAGGCAGCAAUACAAGCCAUGAAUGGUUUCCAAAUUGGCAUGAAGCGUCUCAAAGUACAGCUGAAACGACCUAAAAAUGACAGUAAACCAUAUUAGAAGCCAUCUUUAUAGAACAUUUUCAUCAGAAACAUUCAAGUGAUGUCGCUGUCCCUGUGUGCCUGUCGUCGUCAUGACAGCGUGCGUCCAUGCAUAAACGUUCUUCAUGUUGCCUCUCGAGCGCUAGAUGGCGGCCAUUGUCAGCAUCUCGUGUAUACAUGUCAGUCUGCACUUGUCGUCUAUUUAUAAACAAUCAGGAUUUAAAUGGAGCUCACUUUUCCUUUACUUGUUUCUCAAUCUUUCUGGGUACUACGGUGACAUGUUUUGUGUAAAGUUACAGUAACCAUGGUGCAAGGUCUAAGAUAUUAACUGUAUCAUUUAGUCAUGUUGUAUUUGGGUUUUCACUUAGAGUAUUAUGUACAUAACUAUUCAUUUUUACACAAGUUUUGUGUAGAAGCAAAAAAGAAUUUGUGCUUUUUGCCUUGUUACCUUGUUUUAUGAAUGUUUUAUUACAAACAUUUUUUGUACAGUGUUCGCUUUUUGUUACAUUUCUGUUCUUUAGAAAGACUAAAUUUUAAUUUGUUUUUUUGUCCAAAAAAAUCAAUAAAGUAUUGCACACUGCCAGAUUUUAAUUGUACUGAAGCAGUUUGUAAGCUGUCAAAAUCAGAAGUUUAAUCUUUUUUUUACAAGUUAUGUUUUUUUAUUGAGAUUUUAUUGGUUUGUUUAAAUAGCUUGUAAUUUGUUUUAUUUUCAACCUAAGAUAUUAUAGAUUGUUAGAAUUAUUUCGCACAAAAAUCACAGUUGAAAAAUUCAUACAAUUUUUUGCUAGCAUUUUUAUGCAUGAUUAGUUAUUUCUGAUACCGGUCGUUCACCUGUUCUACUGUAUAGGUCAGUUAGAAUCUACAACCUUUUUAUUUGCCAAAGAUUGUUUUAUUUUGAUACAAUGUGUGUUUAAUUACAUAUUAUUUAAAGAUAAAUGUAACUUUUUUGUGAUCAGAACAGAUGUGCUAGAUAAUUAAAUGAUGUACUACACUUCAUCGAAUGUAAAGGUGAUCACUUUGAAGAUGCCGUCCCAACUUCAUAUAGUUUAGGAAAUACAGGGGUAGUUCUUUAUUCCGCCCUUCCUACAGGUAGAAUAUUGCACUCUAUAUGCAUCUUCAUAGAUUUAGGGGAAAUGAAAUAUUGAAUCAGUUUGAGAUUUUUUAUAAAAUUAUAAUCAUACAAGUUCUUCAGAAAAGACAUGUUGUCUGUGGGAGUGGGAGGCAGGGGAGGGGGUAUAUUGGAGUGGAAGUGGGGUAGGGAUUGAGUUUCUUUUGAGACAUGUAUAACCGAACCAUGUAACACCCCGACAGCAUAUAUGAAUGUAAUUAUACGGAAUUAUGUAGAGGGUAAACAUAUACUGUUAUGAUCAUGAAAAAGUAGAUUUUAUCUGAUUCCUAUCACAAAGAAUGCAGCUUUUUAUAUACAUAUUUUUCAAGACUGUUUAUAGAUAUGUUUCUACAAAACCUCCUUUUAGCUAAUGAAGACACAAAUAUACCAUUACUUGGUUCAGUUAGUGGUGUCCUUUGUUGCUUAGAUAAAAAGACACAGCUUUUGCAAGAUUUUUUAAAACAACACUAAGAUGUUUUUAUUAACAAUUUAAUGAUUUUACAUUAUGUUUUCAAUAUGGUAUUUAUAAAUUUGGAAUACUUGCCUAUUUCUAAGUAUAUUUAAAGUAUUUAAAAUUAUGUUUGCCUUAUUCUUUAAAAAAAAUGCUUCACUAAAUCUGCUUGAAACAUUUAUUAUAAAGCAAAUCAAAAGUGUAAAUGAAAAAAAGGUAUAUUUUUAUAAAAAUACUGGCUUUUUUUCUUGUUAAAAGUGAAAAAUAUCUGGAGACAAUCAUUAGCUAGGUAUACAAAUCAGUACUAGGUAUGUGUGUUAAUUAUAGAAUAAUAGGACAGCAAAAUGCUUCCUUUUAUUCGUACACGUUUACAUGAAUAGGCCAAUAUGAAUUAAUUAUAGGGUAACAGUAUUAUCAAAUAUUGGGAUUUGUUGAUUUUGUGUAAAACAUUUUUACCACUCAAGAUUGAAAAACUUGAAUACUUAAGGGACAGGAGUAUAUGUUUUUCAUUGUUUUAGGAGUGAAAGAAACUCUAUGAUGUAAUUGAUUCUGGCCUUGUGAAGUUGUUGAGUUUUUAUUUGUGAAUACAUAUGAGCCACGCCAUUAGAAAAUCAACAUAGUGGGUUUGCGACCAGCAUGGAUCCAGACCAGCCUGCGCAUCUGCGCAGUCUGGUCAGGAUCCAUGCUGUUCGCUUUUAAAGCCUAUUGAAAUUGGAGAAACUGUUAGUGAACAGCAUGGAUCCUGACCAGACUGCGCGGAUGCGCAGGCUGGUCUGGAUCCAUGCUGGUCGCAAACCCACUAUGUUGGUUUUCUCAUGGCGCAGCUCAAUUAUGUAUACUAGAGAGAAUCGUAUGACAGGGUUAGAGAAAAGAAAUUAUAUCUCAUUGUUAUUGUAUAGAAUUCAUUAUAUAGUUGCAUAAAAAAACAGACUUAAAUCAAAAGUAGGUGUUAGUUUUAUUGUAUUGUUAAUGUCAUUUACUCAAAGAGAAUGUUCAUCACUUUUCUAUACUCAUAAGACUUGAAUAAUACAAAAUUUUCACCGUCAAUUACAAAACAAAACACAGAGAUGUUUUAGGCAGUAACUUGAUCAUGGAGCUUUAUUUAACCUUAAAUGGCAACAUGCUUCAGUGUUUGGUUAUAAAAGCCUUACAAUAGAACUUUACUUUGAUAUAAAAUCAUCUUUUUACAAAAAAAGGUUAAGGCAAAAAUGUAUAUUCAAGUUUUAGUAGUUGGAGAAUGAGUGUUGUCUGGCGUAUCACUGUGUCAUUGUACGUAAACAGUUUUGUACAUAAGAUGUAUACAUUUGUUACAUGCAUUUUAAAAACAAGAUCAAUCUCUUUUCAUAGACAAAAGGUUAUUUCUUUUUUAGUUUAAUUUACAGAGAUUUUAUUAUAUGAAAUACAAAUAUGUACCCAUUGUACAGAGAGAUAUCUUGCAGUUAGCUUUAGUCUUUAUUAUAGUUAGGUUAUUUUACCAAAGACAUUUUAUUUACCAAUGUAGUCUCACAUUAUAAAAUGCAUACGUUCAGUGUGUAUUGCCGAGGUUAGGAGCCCUUUGAAUGAUCAGUGCAACAAAAAGUUGGCCCGGGAGUCAAAAUGUACCUGUUGAUUCAAACACAGUAUACAGUAAAACCAGCUUUAGUGGUCACCUCUGUUAAGCAGCCAGUGUCUCAUUUUCCAAAAUGGUCAUUCAUUCUAUAAAUUUCCCGCAUUAAGCAGCCACUUUUUCCCAUUCCCUUGGCUGGCUGGUUUUUAUUAUAAUUAGGUUAUUUUACCAAAGACAUGUAUAUACCAUAAAGUCUCACAUUAUAAAGUGCAUACAUUCAGUGUGUGUAUCGGAGUUUAGGAACUAAAGACAGGUUUUACUGUACACAGCUAAGCACAGUUAACAUCAGUAAGUGCAAUGAAGCCAAUUGGAAAGUAAUUAGGAUGCCACAUUAAAAACUAUAACGUUUAUUGGUCCACAGCAAAAGUAUAAUCGUUUAUUUUUUAGACUGCUUUGACAGUCCUUUUUUCCAUUUAAUUUGGAUGCAUUGUAGAUGCAUGUCCAAUAGUUGAAGUUUAUUAAAUGUUCACAUUUUGAUUGAAAUGGAUCUGAACUUUGUCUGUAGUCAAAUGUAGAUGUUUAAAAAAAAAUAGGAAGAAAGUAUUAAGAAAAAAUUGAUAUUAACGCAAAUUGUCUCGUGGUUGUGAAAUAUUACUAGAUAUGUUCACAAGUUAGCAAUAAGGAAUUGAAAAUGUUAUGUAAACAUAGCUAAUCAUUCUUAUAUUGUAUGUUUUACAUGAAACUUUGUAAGAAGUAGGAAUUCAUCUAUUUUUGUUGGUUUCAAAAAGUCAUGCAAACAAAAAAACAAACAGCUAAUCAAACCAGAAUAUUUUACAUACUCCCUUUAAACUUUUUAGAAUUUUUUAUUUAGUCCCAUCUUAGAGCAAUAUGUAUUUUACAAACACAUCGAUUUUCAAUUCCCCGGAUGCCUCAUGAGUCACAUUUGUGUCGGUGAUAUUACAUAUUAGUCAACAUGAUAAACUAUAAACAUGUGUUCAUUUGAAUUCCCAUUUAAAAGUACAUAUAACUACGUUGCAACUUGAAGAAAAGGUUUGGUUUAUCAUUUCAUUUUUUGUAUUUAAACAUUGUCCCGGAUUUUAAUUCAUUCUUGAAUUGAUGUUGGUCUCAUGAAAUGUGUGACACAGCUGGCAGCAAGAAAAGUCUGUUAAAUGUAUCAAGAACUGGUUAUUAGAUAGUUCAAUGCAGAAAGUUUGAAAAAUAAUUUUAAGGUGUUCUCUUACUGGGACAUAUAUCUGAAAAGUUUCAAACUUGAUUAGAGUAACUUACUGUUAUAGACUCCAAUAUCAUUUAACUGUGUAGAAAAUUACAGUUAUAAUACAGUUGAAUCCCUGUGUCUCAAAUUCCAUGGGAUCGAGCAUUUUACUUCUAGAUAACCAAAAUUCGACUUAAAAUAUUUUGGGCAAUGUUUGCGUUUUUCUUGACAGGACUUGAAAAUGUUGUCAAGAUAGCCGCCAUUUUGAGAAAAGCGAUUUUGAGAUACUGAUUUUCAACUGUAUUAUAAUAUUGUAGGUGGUUAAUGUUGCCUGGUGCCUCUAUAUGUGCAGAUUCAACAAAUGAUCUGAAUUCCAUACAAGGUUGCCAUAUGAUAGAUUCUUGCCUUAGUUUGUAAACACUUUGUUUCACAGUAGAAAUGCUCAUAGAUUUUAUACAGGUUCGGUCAUAUAUCAAUUUAUUUGACAUUUUGUUUUGUUUUUGUAUUAUUUUGGAGUAGCGUGUUUACUUGCCUGUAAGUUGAUCAUAGCUGUUAGUUAGAGCAUGUUGAGUGCCUUUAACUGCUAAAGAGGUCGCUUAAAAGGCAGGUAAAUACGGUACUUGUUUGUGACAUUGAUAGGGUAAUCUUGUAUAUACAGAGUUGUAUUUCAUUAUUAGGAUAUGGUAUAUUUAAACUAACAUGGAACUGGUUGUGUGAAGUGCAGUAUGCAUUGCCGUUUAACAAGUUUUUUUUUGUUUUUUUUUUUUAUUUUUAAUGGCACGCAGAAUUUCCCACCGAAAUAGAAAUAUUGGAAAUUAGAGUUAAAUCUUCUUGUUAAAUUUAAGUUCAUAUCUAUCACAUGUCUUUUAGUAUUACCUCAUUAACUUAAAGCUUGCCUCAUUUUUUUUUAUUAUUUUUUUUUUUUUUUACUUCAAAGAAACAGAUAUUUAAGCAUUGAUAUUCCAUUUAACGCUUAUGGUUAUUACUGAACCGAAAGUGGGGAAAAGUUAUAAUCUGUCCAGUUAACUACGUGAAACACCAGAAAUCACAUGUAACCAUGCAGAUUUGAUACUGUUAUUCAUUUCUGAAAUGAAAGAGAGAUUGGUCCGUCAGUGUAUUGUGCACAUUGUCAAUUUACUUAGUAGGAUUUUGCAUAACGUCUGUUCUUGAAAGUAAAAAAUAGAGAAAGAAAUUUAGCUCUAGGUUAAGAGUUGGGUCCAUAUUUUAUUUAUUUAUUUUUUUUAACAUCACCGAAUCGUAGAAAGGAAGAGUUGUUUAAGAAGUAUAAAGCAUGUAUAUUAUUGUACAACAUGAUUGCCAAUUACCUGAUAUAUGCCAUGAAUUUCAGAAAAGAUGCAUGAAGGGACUACACUUUCUGAUAGUGCAACCCCCUUGUAAAAACACCAUUUUCAAAGAACUGUUGCAUAUGUCAGCAGUGUUGAAUGUUCACAUAACUAUGUUUAAACAUUGUUAAAUGUUUAUUCUAUUUCUUUACAAAUGGCAAUUUUUUUAAAGGGGGACAACUUUUUGAGAAUGAUUUAAGUAUCUGGUAGAACUGAAUAGUAAUGGGCAGUAUGGUAAAACAUGUUGGACAUGUUAAUUGUUAGUAAACAUGUUGCUCUGUUUUUACCAUCAAUUGUGAGAAAUAUAUUUUACAAUUUUAUAUUGCUUUUUUAAGGAUCAGUGAUGUCUAUUACAUAAAUGUUAUAACAUUUAUUCAUUUACAGUACUUGUUUCCUUGGUAUAUAUAUUUGCAAAUGGCAAUCUUCUGAAUUUGCGGUUUUCAGACUAAGGCAUAUUUAUCAUUUUUAGAGCUUGGACAUUAUUGUAAAUAUAUAUAUGAGCCAUGCCACGAGAAAACCAAUAUAGUGGGUUUGCGACCAGCAUGGAUCCAGACCAGCCUGCGCAUCUGCGCAGUCUGGUCAGGAUCCAUGCUGUUCGCUUUCAAAGCCUAAUGCAAUUAGAGAAACCUUUAGCGAACAGCAUGGAUCCUGACCAGACUGCGCGGAUGCGCAGGCUGGUCUGGAUCCAUGCUGGUCGCAAACCCACUAUGUUGGUUUUCUCAUGGCGCGGCUCAUAUAUAAAAAAGUGCAGGUACUAUACAAUCAUAUUCAUAACUGUCCGGAAGUGAGAUGCCUUGCUUGUGUACUUUUCCUAAGGCAUAUUUCAAUAGGGGGGAAAAAAACAACCUUUGUAGCAUAAUAAACAUGUUUAAUUUCAUAUAAAACACAUAACUUUCUUUCUGUGAUUUGGUGAUACACUUCUAAACCUUAAAAGGAAAUUUAAAUCCGGGCAUAUCUAUUUUAGUUUUUGAGAUUUCUUCAUAUUCAUAAACAGUUUCAAAGUAUGUUUUUUCUCUUUUUGAGUAUUUUUCAAGAAUGGUUGCUAUGGUAAUAGUACUGAAACAUAUCAGUGUUACGUUAUUAUAAAGUAAUGUUGUUUGAUUUGUUAAGUGUGCAAAGUAUUGUUGCUAUGGUUUCAUAUUGUAACCGUGGUGAUGUAUUCAUGUUUCUGUGGUUACGCACUGAUGUCUCCUACACACAGUAUCUCAGGAAUAUAUGUCAACUUUUAUGUUACCCUGGUUACCAAGCAAACAUAGAGGCUCUAUAAAUAGAUUUUUUUUCUUGUGUUUAUCACUCGUGUUUUUUCAAAACUGCAAAGUCACCAAACAAACUUACGUUACUUGUGAACUGUUAAAUGUUAGAUGGAAAAGCAUAUUAUUUAUUUGAGAUACAUGUAUAUCAUUAUAUAUGUUACAUGUAUAUGUCUUACAUGUACACAAAUCAAAAGACUGUGAUGAUAUGUAAAGUAAUAAAAUGACAAUAUACAAUCUGUUAAGUGUACAGCAAAGUUUUUCUCUGUGUAUUUUUGAGUUCUGUUAUUUUAUCAUAUGUGUGAUAACAUUGCAUAAAUAAAAUGUAUAUAGCUAGUGUGACAUUCACAGUCAAAUUACAGAAAUGUGGGGUGUGAAAAAUGGAAUGUCAGCUGUUGUUUUUUUUUUUUUCUUGUGAAAAUACAUAGAAUUUGUGCCUACAAGACAGUAUUGUGAUUAUAAAUGAAUAUGAUAUAGUAUGAAUACCUUGUUCGGAUACAUGCAGUAGAUAAAAAGUAUUGCCAGUGUUGGAAUAUAACAUUUAACUAGGGAUUUUUGAAGGAACAUAGUUUUAGAUACAAUUGCUGAAAACCAUUAUAAUUUCUGAGUUAUGGUCUGUCAUUUAGGAUUAGUUUGUAUUUCUGCAGAUAGAUAUUCGAAGAGCAUAUUCGAUAUGGGAAUUUUCAAAUAGAAUCAUAAAAAUACAACAGAAAGGGAAGCAGAAUUAAGAAACCCAGAAAGAUACGGUACUUUGCAGUAAACUAAUAAAUACCACAAGCAUUACCCGGGAAAUUUCUGAUGAAUUUGGAAGUAGAAAGUAAACAUUAUAUUAGGAUAUGUCAAAUAAGAAAUAUAUUCCAUUUCUAGAUAUACAAAGAGCUAUAUACCCUAUACCAGAGUUUAUCCUUUGUAAGGAUACAUGCAAAUGUAAAAAAAAAAAACAUAUGAGCCGUGCCGUGAGAAAACCAACAUAGUGGGUAUGCGACCAGCAAGGAUCCAGACCAUCUGCGCAGUCUGGUCAGGAUCCAUGCUGUUCGCUUUCAAAGCCUAUUACAAUAAGAGAAACCGUUAGCGAACAGCAUGGAUCCUGACCAGGCUGCGCGGAUGCGCAGGCUGGUCUGGAUCCUUGCUGGUCGCAUACCCACUAUGUUGGUUUUCUCAUGGCACGGCUCAUAUUUUAUAAGAUAUUGUGUGAGGGUUUAUACAUGUAGAAAAGUACGACAGCUAUAAAGGUACUAAAGUUUUUUUCUACAUCACAUACCUAGUCUAUGUAAGGAAUUUUUCAAUAUCUUAAUUGACUGUUUAACCUUUAGCAUGCUAGGUAAAUUGUCGUCUGCUGGAAAUGUCGUCUGCUAAAAUUGUUAAGUUCAUUCAAUUUGCUCCAAAAUUGGAAGAAAUAUUGUCAGAGUAGCAAACAGCUUGGAACCUGAUCAGACGCCGAUUUAAUCGGCGUCUUGAUCUGGUUCCAAGCUGUUUGCAAAGGCUGUUAAAUUCGCCUGCAGCAGGCUAAGGGUUAAUAUUAGAUAAAAUAACAUGUGGGACAAAUUUCAGAAUCACAAAUAUAAAUGUGCUACAUACGUGAUAAUAUUAUUUCAAGACACAAAAUACAUGACAUUGUUUGAGAAAAGUGCUUCAAAAUUUAACUGUAGAUAUAAAUAUUAUGGUCAGAGAAGUAGUAAUUGGAUCUUAAAAUAUUUUUGUAUUUGUGAGGUAUAGAUACAGUAAAUAGAAAAUUUUAAAAGGUCCAGAUUUUCCAGCAAGCUUAUGACCUAGUAAUCUGAACUGAUGUUCCAAGGCAAUCUUAAUGGUUUAUGCUUGCCUGUGAUACAGUGAGCAGUCUACUACAAAUUAUGUAUCAUUUUUACAAUCAUUGUGUAUAAGUUCUGGAAAAGCAAUAAUUGUAUAACAUUUUGUUUGUCUAUUAUUUCAGUAUCAUGGUUGAAUAUUUUUUUCUUGAAUAAAAUAUUGAUUAUCUAGUACAUCUAAAAUUUAGGGGGACAACAGGAAAAAUAGAAUGUGAAAUGAGUGGUAGAUGUGCAGAUCACAUCACUGAAUAUACUAAACUUCCAGAUACUAAACUGCAUUUUAUUUUAAUGGAAUAGGUUGUUUAUAUAUAUCAAAAAAGUUCAAAUUUCCAUUUUGUCAUCAUUAAUAAACACUAUUUUGAAAUAUUGAUAUUGUUCAAGAAAUUCACAAUUCAUCAUAGACUGGAACAGAACAGUAUAAAUAGAGAAUGCUGUUCUUUUAAUUCAUUUAGGAUGUUCGGUUUUUUAACCCAUACCAUGCUGGACAUGAUUGGUUCUGCCUCUGUGACCAGUGUAGAUCAUGAUCUGCACUGUUCACUAUUCAGCCAGUAUCUUUUUUGGUAAGCACCCCUUUAAACAGUAAAUGGUACUGUCCAGAUUCGAAGAUGGACAAGUUCAUUAUAGAAAUUUAGCAGGGUAAGUGUUAAACGGGACAUUUCAAAUUUUAGAUGUUUAGUUAUAUAUUACAGGAUCUAGUCCACAUUGUAAAGAAAAUCAAAACAUAGUAUCAGUAUCUUUCAUGUAGUUGUUCAAAUGUUACUGGAUGUAUUAUAUACUGGAGAAAUUAUGUUAUUAAAUUGUUCGUUUUGAAGACGGUUGAUUUAUUUUGCAUUUUCUGAGAAAAUCAUGUAUUAUAAUGUAACAGGUUUUGUUUUUAGUGGGUUCAGAGUCCAUUCAAGUUGGUUUUUACUUUGUUUGACUUUAACCUUUAGCCUGCUAUAUUUCUAAAAAUGGACUGGUCCAUCAUUCAAUUUGGGCAGUACCAUUUAUUAUUCGAAAGGGUGUUCAAUGAAAGUUUUUUGACUGAAUAGCAAAUAGUGCAGACCGUGUGCUGGCUGAUCUUGGUCUGCACUGGUCGCAAAAGCAGAAUCACUUGCCGGCAGCAGGCUCAAGGUUAAUAUGUAUGUGAAGGGAACUUAAGCAAGUUUUUAUUUUUUCAUGAAGAAAACAUAAUCUGUUUGCCAGUAUUUUGGUUUGAGAAGUUUGUAUUACGUUACAUGUCGUCAGUUACUAUUGUACAGAUAAAUAUGACAAUAAAAAGCAUUGAAUCAAA